AUGUCCGAACAAGCACCGAAGCCAAACUCAAUGGCAGAUGUCCUUUCAAUGUUGCCAGACAAGCGCCCAGUUCAAAUUCAAAUUUUGAAUUUGAAAGCUCAUCUGACAAACACCGUUAAGACUCUCCAAAGUAGUCUUAUGGAAGAGAUGAAGGGACUUAAAGGUGAGUUCCUCAUGAACCAAGCUUCCAAUGAGAAAGUCCUGAACGAUUUGACGGAAACCUUGCGCAUUUACGCGAGAGAGAACCGAGACCUUGCCAGACUCAUCUACCGUUUCUUCGAAGAGAUAGACGCCAUCUGGAAGGUACUCGGAAAGGACAGAACCUCCAACACCGUAAUUCGUGAACACAGAAUUGAAGAAGGAAUUGUCGAGGAAGAAGAGAAACACGAAGAAGAGGAAGAGGAAGAAGAGAAACACGAAGAAGAAGAGGAAGAAGAAGAAGUUCCUGAAGCCGCUACAUGGGCAACCCUUGUUGCCGAUGACACUUACGAAAUUUCCCAACCCUACCCAUACCAAAUCCGCAACAAGGAGACAGGCAAGGUUCUUACCCCAGUCCUCAACAACUUGGGACACUUGAACCUUAACCUUCGGAAUCGCGGUUCAAUCUCCAUGGGCAAGCUUGUCGCAAUUCAAUGGGUUCCAAAUCCAGACAAGAAGACGAGGGUCAGACACAUUGACGGUGACAAGCUCAACAACCGUAAGGAGAACCUCGAGUGGUUCUAA
Messenger RNA from Trichomonas vaginalis G3, 723 nucleotides. RefSeq names its product HNH endonuclease family. The record is from RefSeq and is a predicted model, not a curated record. The transcript has a single exon. Bases 1 to 723 code for a protein of 240 amino acids. Lineage: Eukaryota; Parabasalia; Trichomonadida; Trichomonadidae.